UGAAAGGAAGUGAUGUACGUCACGCAGGCUCACUGCUGCUGGUAAAAGAGAUCCAGUUUCUCUGUGCAAAUGGAGUUCUUCCUCAAUUCACCGAUGAAACUCAUACUUUUGGCAGUAUGGCUCUCGAUUGUGCUGGAUCCGUGCAAAUUUUCUGACAUUUGCAAGUCCUGCCACCAGCAUGCAAGAUGUCGGUCAAUAAAUGAAUCCAAAAAUGUUGGCUGUUUCUGCAAUCAAGGAUAUUCUGGAGAUGGAAUCAAGGACUGCAGAGACGACAAUGAGUGUGCAAAGGUCACCAACAUCUGCGGAGAGAAUGCCAACUGCAGCAACACAGAUGGAGCCUAUUACUGCACCUGCAAUGCUGGAUACAACUCAACGAAAAGCCAGCAGUUUCAAACUAAUGAUGGAACCUCCUGCACUGACAUUGAUGAGUGUGAGGAUGAUGGGAUAUGCGGGCACCACUCCAAAUGUCACAAUACCAUUGGCUCUUUCUACUGCUCAUGCCAAAGAGACUACACAGCAUCUUCAGGAACAAUCAGGUUUCAGGCUCAGAGUGAAGUAGAAUGCAAAGAGGACCCCAAAAAGGACUGUCAUCAGGACAGUAAAUGUAUUUCGAAAACUGUUAACAUCACGGUGAAAAACAUCAUUAACCUGUCAGACCCACAGCAGCAAAUGGAGGAGAUAAGAAAUCAAACAUCAGGUGACCUCGCCCCAGUCGCCGUCAUCUCUUACAUCGAAGCCAUGGCCAUCUCCGCCUUACAGUUUGUCAAUAAGUCUCAGAAAGAGAGUUCCAUCAACAAAACUAUCAGGAAUUUGGUGGAAAGUGUGAAUAAUCUGGUUGAGAAGGAGGAGAAGGUGGCCUGGGACAGAAUGAGUGAGGAUGUGAAGGACUACUGCAUCACUAAGCUACUGCACACAGCAGAGCAGGGCUCACUGGCUCUGUCUAAGGCCUACAGAAAGGCAGCCAAGAUAGAGGUCAACACAAGGGACGUAGAACUGAAAAUCUACAAAUUUGAGCCCCAACAACAACAGAAGCGGAGCAUCUCAGCCUUAAUUGGUGGAGAUUCCAUUUCACUGAGGCUCAAACACAGCAAGGAGGAAAGCCAAAAUGGGAGCGUCUCUGUGAUAUUCCUCCGCUACGACAGCAUUGGGCCUCUGUUGAAGCCCACAUCUGACCCUGGCGUGGCAGACUACAGUCGCUAUGCAGACGCUGGGGAGAUCACAGUAAAUUCUCCUGUAAUAGCUGCUGCUAUAUCUCCUCCUAGUGUUUUCCCCCUGGACCAUGUGAAUUUUACUCUAACACACAUUGAGCCCAUAGAUCUGGAAAAAGAUGAAACCAAAUGUGCAUUCUGGGACUAUUCACCUGCCAACAUGAAGGGUCACUGGUCCCUAGAGGGAUGUGAGCGUGCUUUCGUCAACAAGACCCACACCACCUGCUCCUGCAAUCAUCUGACACACUUCGCCAUACUCAUGUCCUCUGGCAGGGCCAAUCUUGCUGCUCACUAUAACGUACUGACCCGCAUCACCCAGCUGGGCAUGGUGAUCUCCAUCAUCUGCCUCUUCAUGUGCAUCUUCACCUUCUGGUUCUUUAGUGAGAUCCAGAGCACUAGGACCACCAUCCACAAGAACCUGUGCUGUAGCCUGUUCAUGGCCGAGUUCAUCUUUCUGGUCGGAAUAAAUAUGUACACGCAUAAGUUGUUUUGCUCAGUUGUUGCUGGGUUACUGCACUAUUUCUUCCUGGCUGCAUUUGCAUGGAUGUGCAUUGAGGGCAUACACCUGUACCUGAUUGUUGUUGGAGUCAUUUACAACAAAGGCUUCCUUCAUCGCAACUUUUAUAUAUUCGGCUAUGGAAGUCCAGCAGUGGUCGUUGUAAUCUCUGCGACUCUUGGCUACAAAUAUUAUGGUACAAGCACCGCGUGUUGGCUAAGCACAGAAAAAAAUUUCAUCUGGAGUUUUAUCGGGCCUGCAUGUUUGAUCAUUCUGGUUAAUCUGUUAGCGUUUGUGGUUAUCAUCUACAAAGUGUAUCGUCACACGGCGGUAAAGAAGCCAGAGAUCAGUCACUAUGAAAACAUCAGGUCUUGUGCUCGGGGAGCUCUAGCCCUCUUGUUUAUUCUUGGAGCCACGUGGACUUUAGGUGUGGUGCACAUCCUCAAUGAGACGACCCUCACGGCUUAUCUCUUCACUUUUGCGAAUGCCUUCCAGGGCAUGUUUAUCUUCAUUUUCCUCUGUGUUUUGUCCAGAAAGGUUCAAGAAGAGUAUUACAGAUUGUUCAAGAACGUUCCGUGCUGUUUUGAAUGCCUGAGAUGAAGAAGGCACGCCUGGAUAGUCGCCACCACAGCAGUAUACUGGAAAUGUUUAUGCAGAUCUGAUUGCUACCCACUGUAAAUAGAGCAUGUAUUUGAAGUUGUCACCAAAAAUGUCUUUUGGGGAAGAAAUGUGUUACUGAAAAAAUGAUUUAUGUAGCAAACGGUAGCUCCAAAAUAUUUAUUACACAUGGCAAAGUAAUCCAUCUACUUGUACUGAAUUACAAUGACCUUUUCUGGAACAUGCUCAUGUACGAGUGAGAUGUUUUCUCUUUUAUUGAUAGAUCUGGGUUCAACACAUUAUAACCUAAAUUAUGGGUAAAAUAUCAGUUCCAAGGUCAAAACAGCAUUAGGCCCAGGAUGGAAAAACUACAACAUUGAUUCUGAGCCUACCUACAUCAUAUUUCACAAUUACAUCAUGGUGCAUGUUCCAACCUAUGUACAAAGUUACUUCACUUGCCUGAAUAUAAUUUCUAUGAAUCUUUUGAUAUCAGUUAGAUGAACCAAAUGAUCAGUGUUUAUAACUGUUGUUAUUCAUUCUGAAUGUAGCACAUUAUGAUGAAACAUCUUUGAGUAAAAUGUACAUUGUGUAUUUGUACUCAAGCAAUAGCAACAGUACUGUAUUUAAGCCAUACAAAGCAUAUCUGCAGUAACCAAAGUUGCAUGUACUCACUUGUCUUCUGUAUGUGUUGUAUAACUGACUGUCAAUAAUGUUUGAAUAUUCUUCGUACUGCAGAAAGCUUCCAGAACUUAACAAAAUAAUUUCAUUUGGUGUCAACAACGUCUGAUGGCUUUAUGCUGGCUUAUGAAGCAUUAAAACUUUUUUUUUUUUGUCAAA
Molecule: messenger RNA, 3138 nt
Organism: Pygocentrus nattereri (red-bellied piranha)
Lineage: Eukaryota; Metazoa; Chordata; Actinopteri; Characiformes; Serrasalmidae
Gene: adgrl4
Product: adhesion G protein-coupled receptor L4
Exons: 16
Coding region: 70-2304 (744 amino acids)
Biological process (GO): adenylate cyclase-activating G protein-coupled receptor signaling pathway; cell surface receptor signaling pathway
Cellular component (GO): membrane
Molecular function (GO): calcium ion binding; G protein-coupled receptor activity
Source: RefSeq, a predicted model, not a curated record